CAGUCUCAGGCGAGCGAGCAACCGCGGCUCACGUCCACAGGCCCAGCAACAGUAGGCCCCGCCCUCUCCAGAUCCACAGGCAGCCGCCGCCGCCGCGGAUAAAAGCGGCGCGCGCGCGCGCGCCCGUGAGGGAAGAGAGUUGGAACGCGCGUCAGCGCGCGAGCGGGCGAUGGCGGCGGCGUCGGCGUCCGUGGCGACCGUGGCCUCCCCAUCAUCCCCCGCAUCCAGGCGGCUGCUGCUCCCCCUCCCCUCCUCCGCCGCGCCGUCUCUCCUCCGGCUCCCUUCGAGGCCGGCCAGGCGGCUCCGGCGCGCCCGCGCCCUGCGGGUCGCCGCGGCGGGGGACGAGGCGGACGUGCUGCCUGGCCCGGGGGCCGAGGGGGAGGCGGCGGUGCCCGGGACCGGGAGGCUGGAGGAGCAGCGGGACGAGCCCCCGCUGGGGGGAAGCCAGCUCGACAUCGGAGGGCUCGCCUUCCAGGGCGACGUCGGCGGGGGAUUCACCGGCGGCGGGUCGGGCUCCGGGUCCGGGGCCUCCGGCGGUGGCGACGGCAACAAGAUGCUGGACCGGGGCAUCAACACGGCCAUCGUGCUCGGGGCCAGCACCUACGCGCUCACCAAGCUGCUCACCGUCGACCAGGACUACUGGCAUGGAUGGACGAUCUUCGAGAUCCUGCGAUAUAUGCCGGAGCACAACUGGUCCGCAUACGAGGAGGCCCUCAAAGCCAACCCGGUUCUAGCCAAGAUGAUGAUCAGUGGCGUCGUCUACUCCCUUGGUGACUGGAUUGCACAGUGCUACGAAGGCAAGCCAAUCUUUGAUUUCGACCGUGCUCGGAUGUUCCGGUCUGGCCUUGUUGGGUUCACGCUUCAUGGGUCACUUUCACAUUACUACUACCAUAUCUGUGAGGCACUGUUCCCAUUCAAGGACUGGUGGGUUGUCCCUGCAAAGGUUGCAUUCGAUCAGACCAUCUGGUCUGCAAUCUGGAACAGUAUCUACUUCGUGGUCUUGGGUUUCCUUCGGUUGGAAUCACCUACCACUAUCUACGGCGAGCUCAAGUCCACAUUCUGGCCCAUGCUUACCGCUGGAUGGAAGUUGUGGCCUUUUGCGCACUUAGUUACAUAUGGUGUGGUUCCUGUUGAGCAAAGACUUCUAUGGGUCGACUGUGUGGAACUUGUCUGGGUCACAAUAUUGUCGACUUACUCAAACGAAAAGUCAGAGGCAAGGAAUUCUGACAGUACCUCCACACCAGCUGCUUCAUCAAAGGACAACUCACGAUAGCAGCCCCAUAGACCUUGGAAAGCUGCUUGGCCCUUCAGGGGUUAUGUAAAUUGUACAAUUAGCUGCAGCAACUCUGCAGGUGUAACCCUUUUUUUUGUAGAUAUAUAUUCAUGAAACAUGAAUUGUGCAGCAUGUGUCAUAGAAUAUCAGGAAGAAAUAGCUUACUCUACAACUACAAUAGCUGAUGAAAUUAGAGUUUGUCGGUCUACUCCUAGCAAUAGAGUAGUAGCAAUCGUUGGCACGAGGUUCAUUUUUUUUAGUGGUUCUGCACACUGCACUCCUUUGCUGGCUUGCAGUGUCAGAAGAAAGUGCUAGGCCUUGUGCACACACCGAUUUGUGAUACUGGAUUUCUACAAAAGAAGCUAGACGGGCAUUGAGAUGGCAAACAA
Molecule: messenger RNA, 1662 nt
Organism: Sorghum bicolor (sorghum)
Lineage: Eukaryota; Viridiplantae; Streptophyta; Magnoliopsida; Poales; Poaceae
Exons: 7
Coding region: 170-1273 (367 amino acids)
Cellular component (GO): membrane; cytoplasm
Source: RefSeq, a predicted model, not a curated record